Ictidomys tridecemlineatus (thirteen-lined ground squirrel) is the source of this 390-nucleotide messenger RNA. The record is from RefSeq and is a predicted model, not a curated record. NCBI's taxonomy places the organism in Eukaryota, Metazoa, Chordata, Mammalia, Rodentia, Sciuridae.
GUCGCCAGAGUCGGACCCGCAGCCGCCGAGCCCGGGACCUCCAGCAUCAUGUCAUCUGAGAAGACCUUCAAGCAGCGCCACACCUUCCAACAAAGAGUAGAAGACGUGCGACUCAUCCGUGAGCAGCAUCCCACCAAGAUCCCGGUGAUAAUAGAAAGAUACAAGGGUGAGAAGCAGCUGCCUGUGCUGGACAAGAUCAAGUUCCUUGUGCCCCACCGCGUCAACAUGAGCGAGCUCAUCAACAUAAUCAGGAGGCGCCUGCACCUCAACGCAAACCCGGCCUUCUUCCUCUUGGUGAAGGUGAGCGUGUCCACGCCCGUGUCGGAGGUGUACGAGAGGGAGAAGGACGAGGACGGCUUCCUGUACAUGGUGUAAGCCUCCCAGGAGACG